AUGAAAAAUUGUGUUACAACUUUUAGUGGCCACAUUAAAGAUUGCAUCGGUGCGAUUGAUGGCACACAUGUGACAGCGGUUGUACCUACUGAGAAGUCCAUUCCAUACUUUGGAAGAAAGGGAUAUCCAACCCAAAAUGUGAUGGCUGCAUGUGAUUUUGAUAUGUUAUUCACAUUUGUUUUGCCUGGAUGGGAAGGUGCAGCACACGACACUCACAUUUUUCUUGAUACUAUUCGUAAACAGAGUAACAACUUUCCGCACCCACCACCAGGGAAAUAUUAUGUAGUUGAUUCUGGAUACCCAAUGAUGAAAGGUUAUUUGGCACCAUACAAAGGGAUAUCAUACCAUCUUCAAGACUUUCGAAGGAGAGGUGGAAGCCCUAGAACUAGACAUGAAAAAUUUAAUCAUGCUCACUCAUCUCUUCGAUGUACGAUUGAGCGCACUUUUGGUGUGUGGAAGAAUAAAUGGAGAAUUAUCAGAAACAUGCCAUCUUUUCCAUUCCAUAUCCAAAUGCUUAUUGUAUCUGCUACUAUGGCUCUUCAUAAUUUUGUUAGACUAAAUGAUAGGGAUGAUAGGGGCUUCAUAAAUGCCAAUCGAGAUUCAAUUUCUAGAAGAGAAAAUAAUAGUGAAGCAGAUAGCAGUUAUGAGCAGAAUUUAGGAUCUUUAACAGACCCUGCGAUGGUGGUUCUUCGUGAUUCCAUUGCUAAUUCCAUUUGGGGGGAUAAUAAUUAG
Quercus lobata is the source of this 732-nucleotide messenger RNA. Its product is annotated as protein ALP1-like. The record is from RefSeq and is a predicted model, not a curated record. The coding region runs from base 1 to 732 and encodes 243 amino acids. The transcript is spliced from 3 exons. Lineage: Eukaryota; Viridiplantae; Streptophyta; Magnoliopsida; Fagales; Fagaceae.